Salvelinus fontinalis (brook trout) is the source of this 1435-nucleotide messenger RNA. RefSeq lists its product as uncharacterized. The coding region runs from base 83 to 1435 and encodes 450 amino acids. The transcript has a single exon. The record is from RefSeq and is a predicted model, not a curated record. Lineage: Eukaryota; Metazoa; Chordata; Actinopteri; Salmoniformes; Salmonidae.
AUACUUUCAUGUGCCGGUACUUCCGCGUCACAGGAAGUUUCUGUGUUUCGCCUUUCAAGGGGUGGCGUACGAGUAUGUGAGAAUGCCAUUUGGGUACUCCCUGGCACCUCGCACGUUUUCCAAAUGUGUGGAGGCGGCAUUGGAGCCAUUGCGCCGUCAGGGGAUAAGGCUAUUAGCCUACCUAGACGACCUACUGGUUUUGGCCCCGUCAGCAGAGCUGGCGAUCACACACACGACACAGACAGUGAUUCACCUCACGCGUCUGGGGUUCGCUGUGAAUUGGAAAAAGAGUGCGCCUUGGCCCAGUCAGCAGAUUGUCUAUCUGGGAUUACAGAUAGACACUGUGAAUAUGAGGGCGCGAAUUUCGGAUCCUCGGCGCUCUGCCUUGUUGUUAGCCCUGAGAAGGUUUUAUCCGAAUCACAUGGUGACGGCGCAUUCCGUCAUGACACUUUUGGGUCUCAUGUCGUCUGCCCACUCCGUGGUUCCGCUGGGACUUUUGCACAUGCGCAAAACACAGCGAUGGUUUGCUCAACUACGACUGGACCCAGUGAGGCACCGUCGUCGGUUGUUGACAGUUCCCCUCUCGCUCAGAGCGGACCUGGACUAUUGGAGAGACCCGUGCGUAAUGGCACAAGGGGUCGCAAUAGGCAGGGUGUCAUCCUACAUUCCAGUGUACACAGACGCUUGUCUGACUGGAUGGGGAGGGACAUGUCAGGCUCGGGCAGUCGGAGGUGUGUGGUCCCAAUCGGGACGUCACAUCAACCUCCUGGAAUUGGAAACGGUUCUACUGGUUCUGACCCACUUCAUGUCCACCCUACGGGGACACGACGUGCUGGUUAGGUCAGACAACAGAACGACAGUAGCCUAUAUAAAUCGCCAAGGGGGAGUCAGGUCUCCUGCACUCCGCCGAUUGGCGGAGGAAUUGUGGCUGUGGGCUCACGAGCACCUUCGCUCGUUGACAGCAGCGCACAUUCCAGGCUGUCAGAAUAUCGGAGCAGACCUCAUGUCUCGAGGGGGUCCCCGAGACGACGAGUGGCGACUGCACCCCGAUGUUGUUCUCCAAAUAUGGGAACGGUUCGGGAGAGCCGAGGUGGACCUGUUCGCGUCACGUGUGAACGCGCAAUGUCCCCUAUGGUUUUCUCUACGAGCCCAGGACGAACCGCCACUAGGGAUAGACGCUUUUGCGCACCAGUGGCCGGAGGUUCUCCUGUACGCAUUUCCACCGCUGUCCUGCAUUCUCCCACUGCUAGCCCGUGUGAGAACAGGAGGGCUGUCAAUUAUAUUGAUAGUCCCCGACCGCCCAGGGGCUCCGUGGUACGCGGAGAUGAUUCAAAUGUUGAUUGCGCCAUCAUGGCCAAUUCCACAUCGACAGGACGCAAUGUCUCAGGCGGCAGGCAUAAUAGAGCAUUUGCCUCUAAAAUCGGCCAGCCACUGA